Messenger RNA from Drosophila biarmipes, 855 nucleotides. RefSeq names its product cytochrome b5 (gene Cyt-b5). The record is from RefSeq and is a predicted model, not a curated record. Gene Ontology annotation, cellular component: intracellular membrane-bounded organelle; membrane. NCBI's taxonomy places the organism in Eukaryota, Metazoa, Arthropoda, Insecta, Diptera, Drosophilidae. Gene Ontology annotation, molecular function: heme binding. The transcript is spliced from 2 exons. The coding region runs from base 108 to 512 and encodes 134 amino acids.
CCUUACGUUGAAACGCAAAAAACACAAAAUCGAGCAUACGCCUAGUGAUUUCAAAUUUCAAAUUUUCAAAUCAAACGCGCAGCAGAAUUCAACAAGUGAUCACAGCCAUGUCGAGCGAGGGAACCAAGACUUUCACGCGGGCCGAGGUCGCCAAGCACAACACCAACAAGGACACCUGGCUGCUCAUCCACAACAGCGUCUACGACGUCACCGCCUUCCUGAACGAGCAUCCCGGUGGCGAGGAGGUGCUCAUCGAGCAGGCCGGCAAGGAUGCCACGGAGAACUUCGAGGACGUUGGCCACAGCAACGACGCCCGCGACAUGAUGAAGAAGUACAAAAUCGGCGAGCUGGUCGAGAGCGAAAGGACCAAGGUGGCCCAGAAGUCGGAGCCCACCUGGAGCACGGAGCAGCAGGGCGAGGAGAGCUCGGUGAAGUCGUGGUUGGUGCCCCUGGUGCUGUGCCUGGUGGCCACGCUCUUCUACAAGUUCUUCUUCGGCGGUGCCAAGCAGUAGUUAACAAUCCACAGAGCCCAGCAGAGACUUUCCCAGCCCGCUCCGGAGUCACUAAGUUAAGCUCAAAAGUCAAGGGCUCCGGAACGAGAGGGAGGAAAGGAGGAGGUGGCGAGGACCAGUGGAGCGGGAGCGAUGAUUUUUAUAGUAAAUUUUGUGCUAAGUUUUAAUGUUAAUUUUGGCAUUUGGCAUUUUUGUACACCCUCUACACAUGUAAUUCAGAACAACGGGUCUAGACUAUAAAGCUAUGUUUCCCAAUGAUAUUCCAACAUUUGAGGCACAAAACGACAGCAGAACGUUUUAAUUCACAUGUAUGUACAUUAAACAUAUUUCCAAAAGAAAGAAA